Messenger RNA from Cydia pomonella (codling moth), 1485 nucleotides. RefSeq lists its product as uncharacterized. The transcript is spliced from 6 exons. NCBI's taxonomy places the organism in Eukaryota, Metazoa, Arthropoda, Insecta, Lepidoptera, Tortricidae. Bases 740 to 1336 code for a protein of 198 amino acids. The record is from RefSeq and is a predicted model, not a curated record.
UUUUAUUGAUGGACAUGGAAAACAAAGUGCAUGCCCGGGAAAACCUGUCCAUGCAACUGUCCUGUCUGAGCAACUUACGUAAACAAAUACGAAAGUUCUUGCCCUCUGACGGUCUUCCCAGCAAUGCCGACCGGUCUUCGCCAGUUCGCCAUAUAACCUUAUUAAUAAAAAAAUUGGUAAGUAUAACGAGGAUCAAAACUCCUGCACUCCCGAAGAUGGUUUACCAAAGAAAGUAUAAAUACUACUGUAGCCCCAUAUAACGAGUCUUUAUUAGAGAUUCCAGGAAUAUAGGCAAGUAUUCGGUAUUCGGCGUACUCGGUCACUUUGCCGAAUAUUCAGUAUUCGGCAAAAUACCAAAUAUGUAUUACGCCUACUAUUAAAUAAACUUUGCACAAUUCAAAUGUAAGUCAAAUAAAUUUAUAUUCUCGAGAAACGGUUAUUAAGGAACUUAUACAAACCUGUAUGGUCCUUCGAGCCGCAUCCGAGUUAUAAAACCGCAUCGUCUUCAUAAUUUUCUUUAAUAUAUUUGUUUCUAGGAGAAAUAUAAUAUAAUAUAUAUAAAACAAAAGUAAUAAACUGGGAAGAGUAACGUCGCGCUGAAUAACUAACUAGGUAAUGGGUGUUAAAUUAUCACUUACACAGUCACACUAUUAUAUCCGGUGAGAAUAAUGGUGCAUCCGCUUAUUUUACACUUUCAUUAAUCCUACCGAACAUGUAACACGUUAACAACAGUUCAAAAAUGAGAAAAAGUCAUUAUUAUUGGAGUUUAAUAUUUUUUAUCGAGAUAAGUGGCACUUUCAUUGAUAUACACGAAAUCAAGAAUAAUAUUUUAAAAUGGAAACAACAGAACUUACAGAACGCACUAAAUUUUAGUGAGAUUGGGGCAUCAUCUAGUGGUAUCUUCGACUUUUCUGAUGUUAAAAAUAAAAUUUUACAAUGGAAAAAUCAAAAAUUGGCUGCUCUGUGUCCGACGAAUGGGGCACAACUUCAAAAUUUGCUUAAUUUAGUUUGUAGUACAGCUCAACCUACCAAUAUUACACUAAGAGAUGGAUGUAUAACAUGUUUUUCCAGAGUUACUUCCAUGCCAGAGGGUCCUCAAGAAUUAACUGCAUUAAGCGCGUGUGCCUCGCAGUAUUUCGUAAAUACGACUUAUGCUGCCUGCGCGACUGCACUAGCUACAUUAGCAUCUUCCGCUUUGAACGUACAGCCUUCUGGUUGCUUCAUGGGUUAUUGCGAUUUCGUGCGCUGUCUAAGAAGAACCAACUCAAUUAAUUUGGUAAGUAUCUAUUUUAUUGUAAAUCCGUUUUUAAUGUUUGCCCUAGUCAAAAUUAUAUGACUGCUAGCUAGAAUCGCGCUACAAGACAAGGACUGUCAAAGUAAACUUUGUAGCCACAGUCAAUUUACUGCCAUCUUUCGACCCAAGAUUAAAACUUUUUGAACGCCAUUUAAUUUUGAUCUUUAUAAUGUCAGUGAUAUGUGCUAAUU